Messenger RNA from Paramecium pentaurelia, 1608 nucleotides. NCBI's taxonomy places the organism in Eukaryota, Ciliophora, Oligohymenophorea, Peniculida, Parameciidae. The record is from the annotation of a GenBank genome assembly.
AUGAAGAAUUAAGGAGUCUUUGAUCCAACAGCUUUAGAAAGAGCAGCAAUAGUAUUUCUUAUUAAACUAUUAAAAUAGGCCUUACGUGAAUUAAAUUAGUCUCCACAUGCUGCUAAAGCCCUUGAAGCCAUGAUUAAGACUGAAGAGGCCAAAAAAGCAGAUAAACAAGCAUUGCAAAAAUAACAUGAAAUUUCAAAGGUUAAAGUUGAAGGAGAAGAGAGAAGAAGAAAUAUGGAUCAUCAAAAAUAAGUGAAUUAAUAGAUAGCAGAUUAUAAUGAUAAAUUGGAAAGAGAAAGAACUAAAGAUAAAUUGAAAGAGAAAGAAUUGACUGCCUAAAGAAUGAGAGAGGAGGCUGAAGAAUCAAUUAGAAGGUAAGAAAAUAUGAGGAGAGAAACAUUAACAUUGUAAAUGAAAAAAUAAUUUGAAUUAGAGGAAAAAAAAAUAACUUUAUAAGCUAAACUAAAUGCUGAGAAUUAUAGAAAGAAUUUUGAUUUAAUUAUUUAAGAAUAAGAAAAGAAAUCUUAAAUAGAAAAAUAAGCUAAAAUUGAAUUACAUAAUCUUUAUUUUGCUAAAUUUUAAGAGGGAUUUAAAUACUUGUAAUAAAAUCCAUAGGGUCUUUUUACAAUUGCAAAAGUAAUGUUGUUUGUAAGUGGAGCCUUUUUCUUCAGUAAAUAUAGUUUAGGACUUGGAUUCAAACGUUUAGAAGCUAUGCUUACAAAACCUACUUUAGUUAGAGAAACUUCUCGUCGUUCAUUGAAAUGGAUGAUGCCCAGUUCUAAACGAAUAUUUGAUAAAAUAAUCUUAAAUCCUGAGCUUGAACUCACACUCAAAUUGAUUACAUCUGGAUUUAUUGCCAAAUAGAGUUAGUCUGCUCCAUUAAGAAAUUUAUUAUUUCAUGGUCAACCAGGAACAGGUAAGACUUUAUUUGCCAAAUUACUUGCUUAUAAUUCAGGACUACACUUUGCUAUAAUUUCAGGUGGAGAUAUUGAAAAAUUGGGAGAAUAGGCAGUUCCUGAGAUUGAUAAAUUAUUUUCUUGGUGUUAAUCUACACCAAAAGGAACAUUAAUAUUUAUUGAUGAAGCUGAGGCUAUAUUCUAUAAAAGAAGUUCUUCAAAAUAAACAUCUGCUGCCUUAUCAACAUUUUUAGCUUAGACUUCUGCUGCUUCAAAGAAAUAUUCUUUAAUAUUAGCAACUAAUUUACCAAAUAAAUUGGAUGAAGCUAUUUUAGAUAGAAUAGAUUAAAUUGUUAAAUUUGAUUAUUUGAAUGAAGAAUAAAGAGUUAAAUUAUUAAAAAAAGGAUUUGAGGAUACUUUUUAAAAAAGUAACAUGCUUUCUUUGAUAUUGAAUCCAGCCAAAGCAUUUUCAAAGAGAUUCAAAGUUAAUUUUAAUCUUUCAGAAGAUGAAAUCUAAUCUUUAGCAAAAUAAAUGGAAGACUUUUCUCCAAGAUAGAUUGAUAAAUUUAUUAUUUCAUUAUAUGAUGCAGCUUUAGGUUAGUGCAUUAUUGAUAGACAAAACCAAUAUUGUGUUGAUAUAGGAUUUGCUAAUAAUAUAUUACAAAGAUCACUUUAUGAGAAUUCACUAAGAUAAUAAUGGUCUACAUAAAUAUGA